AUGUCAACUUUUAAUUCUAUACCCAACAUAGACGACAGAAAUAAUAAGUUCUAUUAUGGUAAAAACAAAGUAAUUAAAAUUCCUGAAGGAUCAUAUGAACUUCAAGAUAUUGACGAUUACCUUAAAGAACAUAUUGAAGGAUGCUCUUUUGCACUAACAUGCAAUAAUAAUACCUUAAAAACAUCUAUUUUAUGCUCUGAAAAUAUUCAUUUCGACAAAGAAGGCUCCAUCGGUAAUAUACUUGGCUUCGGUUCAGAAUCUAUUCAAGCUAAUAUAUUAACUGAAUCCCCUUAUCCUGUCUCCAUUCUCUCAACAACCAUAGUCCGCAUCGAAUGUGACAUAGUGAGCGGUUCAUUCGUUAACGGAAAACCUAGUCAUAUAAUUCACGAGUUUGUACCAAACGUGCCACCUGGUUAUCGGAUUAUAGAAACACCAAAAAACGUUAUUUAUUUCCCUGUAACCCAAAAUAGCUUAAACACAAUAACGAUAAGAAUUUUAGACGUUAACAAUAAUCUAGUUAAUUUACGGGGUGAAGAAAUUCAGUUAUAUUUACAUUUAAGAAAAAAAUGAUAGACUUCAAUAAAACUUCAGUCUCUCUUAAAAACAUUACCAGUACUCAUCCUGCAAUCACGAAAAGAAGACCUAAAGUAAAACUCACAAAACAAAAUAAGCAAUUCCUCCAAAGCUUACGCCUAUUAAAAUGAGUAUAUUAAACUUAACAGAACCUUUUGUCUUUGAUAAUUCUAUCGAGAGCUUUGAAUAUCAUUCAUAUAAACCGUACGUCACAAGUUUCAAUUUCAACGAUGAAAUACGUAUACCUAUAAACCAACAAGAUCUUUACGUACUACCAUCAGCAAGUUCUUUAUACAUAGAAGGUACUAUAACCGCAUUCAAUAGAGAAACAAAAGCCGAGGUAAAAAGUGUUCUUCUUACAAACAACCCCAUACUUCAUCUAUUUCAAGAUAUUCGAUAUGAAUUAAAUGGAAUCGAAAUUGACAAAAUUAAAAACGCAGGAGUUACAACAACUAUGAAAUCUCUUGUAUCUAUGAAUGGACUGGAAGCAUCCAUGUGUAAGUUAUGGGGAUUUGAUGUCAAUGGUAUAAAAAACACGGAAGGUACAUUUUCUGUGUCUGUACCUUUAAACAAGAUUCUCGGGUUUGCUGAGGAUUACAGCAAAAUCAUAAUUAAUUGCAAGCAUGAACUUAUUCUUUUAAGAUCCAAUACUAAUUUGAAUAGUGUUAAAUUAAAUGCGAAUGAAUAUAUAGACAAUAUUACUAUAUCUAAAAUAGUAUGGCGCAUGCCUCAUGUUAAAGUGUCUGAUCGUGAAAGAUUAAAUUUACUCAAAUGUUUAGAAAGAGAUCGUGCCGUUCAGAUAGCAUUUAGGACUUGGGAUUUGUAUGAAUAUCCGCUCUUGCCUGAGACGUCAAAACAUUCUUGGUCUAUCAAAACUUCAUCGCAAAUUGAAAAGCCGCGUUAUAUUAUAAUUGGAUUGAAAACGGGACGAAAAAAUGAAGCUAAUAAAGACAUAUCACACUUUGAUCACUGUAAUUUGAGAGAUGUUAAAGUUUUCUUGAAUUCAGUUUACUUUCCGUACGAAAGUUUUGAUGUUAGUUUUUCGGGUGAAAAGUUUGCUAUAUUAUACGAACAGUAUGCGAAAUUUCAACAGUCUUAUUAUAAUCGUCUACAAGCGCCGUUGCUUAGCCCUAAAGAUUUUAAAGAUAAAGCUCCUUUAUUUGUUAUCAACUGUUCUCGUCAAAACGAAACCUUAAAAACCGGUUCAGUAGAUGUGAGAGUUGAAUUGGAUUGUGAAUCUUAUAUACCAAAGAACACUGCAGCUUACUGUCUGAUUUUAAAUGAUAGUGUAUUUGAAUAUAAGCCUUUAAGUAAUAUUACGAAAAAAGUAUCGUAAUGCAGCAUAUAUUUGUAGACCUUCAAGGGUUUAAAACAAAAGAAAACGAAUUUAUUAUCAAAGAAUUUGCAUACAGCACGCUAGAAUACACUCAAGUUUUCUUAAUAA
Messenger RNA from Leguminivora glycinivorella, 2017 nucleotides. RefSeq lists its product as uncharacterized. The transcript is spliced from 2 exons. The record is from RefSeq and is a predicted model, not a curated record. NCBI's taxonomy places the organism in Eukaryota, Metazoa, Arthropoda, Insecta, Lepidoptera, Tortricidae. Bases 701 to 1909 code for a protein of 402 amino acids.